AUGAAUUUCUCGAAAAAAGGCUUCCUCGGCCCGGGGAACACGAGCAUCAGCUACAAAACGUCGCCCAUCUACCCGGCUCCAUUUCGAGGACUCGACUUCAAAGUUUCGAAUCUCAUUCAACCUAGGCCGCCAUGUAAAGAGUGUUUUCCCGAGACGCAUUCUGAUGGUCGAGCCGAAUACGUCAAUCUGCUGGAUCUACCAAAUUAUGGAGGAAUGCCAUAUCCGUUGAUAGCCAGUGCCCGACAACCGUGGCGUUUCAUGGCCGAUUUGAGAUACACAUGGAACACGCCUCUGCAGCAUCAAUAUCCAUCGGUUCGACAUGAGGUUUUGAAUGGACAAAGAGUAGCUGAAUCUGUCGCAAAUGAAUCCAAUUCGUCAAACGUCGAUCAAUUAUCAAUUCGCAAAAAAGCCGCCACUUAUUACUACGAGAUUCGUGCGACGUUGAAUCGGUUUGUGUGCAAAAUCUGUGGAUAUCUCUUGUUCAAGGUA
This is a messenger RNA of Mesorhabditis belari, 489 nucleotides long. NCBI's taxonomy places the organism in Eukaryota, Metazoa, Nematoda, Chromadorea, Rhabditida, Rhabditidae. The record is from the annotation of a GenBank genome assembly.